Messenger RNA from Solanum pennellii, 3834 nucleotides. RefSeq names its product heat shock protein sti1 homolog. Gene Ontology annotation, molecular function: protein binding. Lineage: Eukaryota; Viridiplantae; Streptophyta; Magnoliopsida; Solanales; Solanaceae. The transcript has 6 exons. The record is from RefSeq and is a predicted model, not a curated record. The coding region runs from base 3099 to 3665 and encodes 188 amino acids.
GACAAGAAAAUCUAACAAAAUAUAAAUUCUAUGUUGUUUCAAUAUAUUUUGGAAUAAAUUUCCAAGGGAUCCUUUUUCAUUUUAUUGUUGGAAGAUGAUUCCAAGCAAUUUUAAGUUUUAUUUUCGUGUGUUUUGUUUAUCUGCAAGCACAUGUGAAUCGUAUUCCUUACUGUCACUUUAUAGUCUACUUCCCACUUUUCAGAUUUGACAUGCUCAUGCAUAUUCGGUUUGGGAAUAUGUUCUUAAACCUGGACCUAGAGUGAGAACUAAUAAUCAAAGGGGUCGUGGUGUGAUGGACAAAGAAAAAUAAUCCCAGGAUAAGUUUUUAGUACCCCUUAAUUCUUUGUUUGGUUAUGAAGUGGGAGAUAACUCAUCCCAGGAUUAAUAAUUAUGACUAAGAUAAGUUAUCCCUACUUGUGGGUGGAAUACUAAUCUCAGGAUAACCUAUCCGGGAUAAAAAUGUAAAAUAACAAAAACUCCCCCCCCCCCCCCAAAUAUACACCCUCAUUUAUACAUCACUUUUACAUGCAACCUUCGCUACUUGUUAUUUUUAUGAUUAUUUUUUUAAUUAAAAAAUUACACUAUAAAUAUAAUUUUUACUAUGUAUGAGUGAUAUGUGCUUAAAUGAAGUGACAUCAACAAUUAAAUCUUUUUUACUUUAACAAACUUAAGAUGAAAGUUUUAUUUUUAAGCUAAAUAAGAUGGAUGUUUUAUGUUAAAGAACACAUGGCAUAAUUAUGAGAUGCACACACAAAAAAUAUUUAAGAUAAAUACGAUGAAUUUUUUUUGUUUAAGAGUGAUUAAGUAAAGCUUGCAAAGAAAGUAUAAAAAAGUAAAUAAAAAUGGAGGGCGUUUUUGUAACAAAUAGGUUAUUCUUAGAAAUUAUGCCAUGUAUAUAAUUUGAAUAUGACAAACCAAACAGCCAAUAAAAAAUAAUCUCAGCAUAACUUUACCCAUCAUAACUAAUCCCAACAUAAUUUGUCUUUAAACCAAACCACCCCUUUGGGUCACUGGUCAAUAAUUAUGUUGAGAAAAAUAUUUGACUUCAAUACUUGCAUAUGUAAAUCAACUAACAGAUACUAAUACAAAUUUGAGUAAUGAGAAGAUGUCUCACCCACAACUUAUGAUCCUUCAUCAUGUAGUAUAACAAGAGAUUGGAGCUCAUUAUGAAGGUAUGCAUGAGAGAUCUGGCACAAAGAAGAAAUAUCUGGUUGAAACGGGGUUGUCAAUCAGAAAACAAAUAAAACCAAGAUUAGGGUCUACAUAUUUUACAAAUUGUGGUUUCUUAACUACCUUCUAUAAGAAAUUGUAAACCUGACCAUUUUUGUUAGAAUAUGAAUAGGAACAUGAAUAGUAUAUAGAAUCCGACUUUGAUAAAAUUGUAAUAUAGUAUCUAUUAAUAGGAUCUGAGUGUAAUGAUAUAGAGAUGCAAUUCAAUAAUAUUUUUCUCCUAUAUAUCUCACACGGUUUUGAGAAUAAAAAAGCUUUCGCUGCCGGUGGGCAGCUAUAACCCAUACAUGUUGCCCGUCUAGCCAAUGAUUAUGAUAGCAAAAGUUGGGUCAAUCUAUAUGCAGGAAGAAAAAUCAUGCUGAGAAGGACUAACUUGAGAAGCAUUCGAGACAAAGAAAGUAGUCACCGUGCUUCUUCUCAGUGGCUUCUUAGAUUUGAUUUGUGUAGCACCGUGCAUUUUUUCAGUGACUACUUUCUCAUAUCUAAAUUGCAUAGCAUCGUGCAUCUUUUCGGUGACUACUUUCUCAUAUCUGAUUUGUGUAGCACCAUGCAUCUUUCCGCUAACUAAUUUAUCAUAUCUGAUUUUCGCUUAGCGUUGUGCAUCUUUCUUUUAACUACUUUCUCAUAUCUGAGUGGUGUAGCACCGUAUGUCUUUGACUCUUAUGGUGACUCAUCAGAUCUAACUUGCAUAGUUCUGUGUCCUUUUGGUGACUCCUCAUAUGGUAGUUAUACUUUUCAUUAGUGUUGUGCGGAAACAAACACUAAGAGGUACAAUGUCUCCCUGCAACCAAACCAUAACCGGUGUGCAAGCCUGAUCCGGCCAGUUUUUUGGCGGCUUUCUUGUUCAAGGGUCUACUCCUUUCUUGAUUUCAAAAUGAUUUGUAUAUUUUAUACCAGAUUUCAAGCACUUUCCGGCAAUCGUUGCACUGUUUUUGGCAGAUCUGAGUUUUCCAACAGUGUUCUCUUUGUGUCAGAUUCAUUUUAUGAAUUACUUUGACAGACAACAACAGAAUUUUCUCCUCAAUGGUAAUCUUGUAAUGUAUUUCAGUUUCGUGACUGAAAUAUUUGAAAAGGAAAGAUGAAUAACAUGAAAAAUAGUGAUACUUCCUCUCCCGGGAGAUCUGAGUUUUCCAAUAGAGUGCUUCUCUUUCAGAUUCAUUUUUGCCAAAGGGUUUACUAAGAUAUCUGGGCUGAAUUAAAGUGAUACUUUUCUCUAUCGUGGUUGAAAUAACAUUUCAGACAGGUAUAGAGGUAAACUGAGACCUGUUUCUUUGGGGUUGUGACAGAUCAGCUGGUCCGAUCUGGGGUUCAGAUAAUUUAGCUGAAGAAAGUGCAGAUAGUGCUUUGCUUUGCUGCAUUCUGUAAUAUGUCUGUGAAGCUAUCUUACAGAUUACUGUUUGCUGAAGUAUUAUGCUCAAUUGUCUCAUGCCGUCUGCAUUCCAGUGAGAACCAACAUCUAUAGAUGUAAGAGCUGGUGUAUUAUGUGUGAUACCUCUACAGAUAUGACUUGAUGGACCUGGGAGUCUUCUUUUUGUCCUGGUCUACUGUAUCUUUAAUAUAGUAAUAUCUGAUUCAUUCUGAUCUAAAUAAGCGACCAGUGUCUGUACUUAACAUACAUUUGUAUGGGUUCCCUGGUAUUCAGAAUUUCAAUCAUGAACUUUGUUAAUUUCUGAGCAGAGUCGCUGGAAAUAAAAAAUCAAUUAGCAAUUUCUGAAGACUGGUAAUUCAUACUGAAAUUUAACUUCUGCUAUCUCUACAGGAUGGUAAUAAGCCAAUACAUGUUGCAGCUACAAGAGGCAAUCGGGCAGCUGUUGAAGCUUUAUUGGCCGUAACACUACAGAUUCAGAGUGUUCCUGAAUGGAGUGUGGAUGGAGUCAUUGAGUUUAUGCAAUCUGAUUAUAGGAGAAAACAGCAGGAAAGUACAGAAGCUGGGGGAAGAAAACUAUGGCGCUAUUCUAAGAUGUCUACUUACGAGGCUGGAGGAUGAAUUUAAGGGCUUGAAGCAAGAACGUGUUAUUCCAAAGAAAGAUUUGCCUGAGGUGACUCCUGAAGCAAAGAAAAAAGCUGCAGACGCAAAGGCGAAGGGAGACGAGGCAUUUAAGAGGAAUGAUUUACCUAGGGCUAUAAAUGCUUAUACACAGGGGGCUCACUUGUGUUUGCUGGUACUCUGCAUGCAAUCAAUUUUGAUCCAACUGAUGGCACUCUGUUUUCCAAUAGAAGUCUUUGUUGCCAAGGCCUGCAGAGAACUUGGACCAGAUUGGGCAAAAGGUUGUUAUCGGCAUGGUGCAGCUCUACGUCUAUUGCAGAGGUUUGAAGAGGCAGCCAAUGCUUUUUAUGAGGGCGUACAGAUCGAUCCUGAAAGUAAGGAGCUCGUAACUGCUUUCAGGGAAGCUGUUGAGGCUGGUAGAGAAUUUCGUGGCACGGAACAAGUAUAAGUUAGAAAGCACAUUAAAUUCUGUAGAAAGAACACAUUUUGAUGGAUCAUUUUGAUGUUUUGCCUGCCCUCUAGUGAUUUGUUCUGUUGCAUCUUCAGCAAUUUAUACUCACUGUUUUUGUUAAUCUCAACUUUUUCCUUCUGCGUUAAUGAUUUAUUUCAUUCUGUUA